This is a messenger RNA of Penicillium canariense, 852 nucleotides long. RefSeq names its product triose-phosphate isomerase. Bases 1 to 852 code for a protein of 283 amino acids. Gene Ontology annotation, biological process: glyceraldehyde-3-phosphate biosynthetic process; glycerol catabolic process; glycolytic process. Gene Ontology annotation, molecular function: triose-phosphate isomerase activity. Lineage: Eukaryota; Fungi; Ascomycota; Eurotiomycetes; Eurotiales; Aspergillaceae. The transcript has a single exon. The record is from RefSeq and is a predicted model, not a curated record. Gene Ontology annotation, cellular component: cytosol.
AUGGCUCCCACCACAUACCCCGUUCUACCGGAGAAGCUUCUCCUCAUCUCGCUGAAGAUGUACUUCACCCCGGAGCGCACUCUCAGCUACAUCCGCAGCCUCCUGGACCCCGCCAACGAGAUCGUUCGCCCGCAGAAUCGGGACAAGCUCCUCCUCGCCCUGAUCCCGGAUUUCCUGACUUUGUGGCCCUGCGCAGAGAUUCUGAAAGAAUAUGAGAGCAAGCUCGCCGCGACCGGCUCGCCGACCUCCCCUCCACCCUUCCUCCUCGGCGCCCAGGACUGCAUGUGGGAAGAGUACGGCGCGUACACGGGCGAAGUCUCCCCGGCCGCCAUCAAGUCCCUGGGCUGCUCGAUCGUCGAGCUGGGCCAUGCCGAACGCCGCGCCAUCUUCGGGGAGACGGAUGACCAGACGGCCCGCAAGGCUGCCGCGGCCUGCGCGCAGGGCAUGGUACCGCUCGUCUGUGUCGGUGAGAUCACCGCCCCCGGUGCAGUCGCCUCCGAGGCCGUCGGCCAGGCCAUCUCCGAGUGCGCGAUCCUAGUGCGCGCUGUGCUUGCUGCUAUCCCGGCAGACGCACCGGUUAUCUUCGCCUACGAGCCCGUCUGGGCCAUUGGCAAGCCCAAGCCGGCCAGCGUCGACCACGUCGGUGCCGUCGUGGAGGGCAUUCGCGGCGUGAUAGGUUCGCGCCCGGGUGCUGCGCGUGUGCUCUACGGUGGCAGCGCGGGACCGGGCCUCUGGGGCGCUGGCGGGCUGGGUAAGGCCGUCGACGGGAUGUUCCUGGGACGCUUUGCGCAUGAGAUCGAGGGCGUGCGCAAGGUUGUCAGUGAAGUGGAGGAGACGCUAGGCGUGGCCUGA